GUUCAGUUUCUUUUUCUUUAUUGAUAUUAAGGAUUUUAAGUUGAAUUGCGCAGACAAUGAAUAUUUAAACUAAUUACAAUUAGCAUGCGCAGAACAAACGAAAACUCGUCGUAUGAAAGGUCUUUCGUUGAACGAAUAAUAUACAUGAAUGUAUUUGAUUCGUAAGACAUUGUGAAGCGCCAUCUUUUGGGCUGUUUUAAUUAUAAAUUGAGGUUACAGAACCUAACCUAAUGUAACUACUGUGACUAAAUAUGUUGUAUACGCAUAAUAACUGAAAUAUUAUAUUAAAUAUACGUUUUUCGUUCGACAGAGAGAUGAAAAGUUAUUUUUGAAAAACGUCAACUUCAUAUUAUGUAUUUAGUUUCGUAUAUUUUUCAACAUUGUACAGAAACUACUUUAUGAACGUGAUUAUCCGUUUUGCAACAGAGUUAUUUAUCUUUUUACAUAAUUUCUAACUGCUUAAAAAUGGUUGAAUUAAAUAGUUCAAUAAAUAUUGGAAAACUACAAAAAAAGUCACAAGUAAGUUUUAAAGAAGAAAGCAGCGAUGAUAAUGAAUCUGAUACCAUUGCAUAUAAAACCGAGGGAAAUCCUGGUUGGGCAGAUGCUAUGCACAAGAUUUUGCAAACAAGAAAGCCAAAACGUAAAAAAACAAUAGUUUUGUCUAAGGCAAAAAAGUUAUUCGACGUGAAGAAAAAAGAAAAUGAAGAAAAUGUGUCAUUUGAAAUUGAAAAAGUAAAGGAAGAAGUAGAAACGUUUAAAGAAGAAGUUGAAAAUAAGGAUGAAAAAUCAGUUACACAAUCAAAAGAAAGAAGAAAAAAUAAUUUGGGUAUUAGGGUAAAACCAAGUAUAAUAGAUAGAGAACGGGAAAGAAUGUUACAAAAAAUAGCUACAAAAGGUGUAGUACAAUUAUUCAACGCGGUAAAACAACAACAAGGUGAAAUUAAUCAAAAACUAUCAAAAGCUGGCCCGUUAGAACGAAAACGGGAACGGGUAUUAAAGAACAUUGAUAAAUGUGCAUUCUUAGAUGUUCUUAUGGGUGGAAGUAAAAGCAUUCCAAUAGAUAACAAUGUUAAGGACGAAACGGAAGAAAAUAAAAGUCGUAAACAAAAGGACAAGGAAACUUGGAGCGUGCUGAGAGAAGAUUUUGUUAUGGGAACAAAGUUGAAAGAUUGGGAUCGAAAAAGUAAAGAAGAUGAAGAUGAUUCUUCAGCCCCAGAAGAUAUGGAUAGCGACGAUUAAAUUACAGAAAGGUGUAAAAUAGUUUUACGCUUUUAAAAAUUGAUUGAAAGGUAUGUUGUCAACAUUUGUUAGUAAUGUAAUGUUACAAUUUUUCAGUUAUUUAGUCUGUAUCUUUACUACUUUUGUCUUUCUAAAGCAUACAGAAAAGCACAAAAUAUUACUUUCUUAGUAAAUAUCUUAUUUUAUUAAUAAUUUAUAUUUUGAUAUUUUUUUAUCUAUGCAACAACAAUGAUAAUGCAUACAACGUAUCAUUUCUUUAUAUAAUUUAUCGUACGUUUAUAACACGAACAUGAUUCUGUCUAAAAUUCAUUUUUGUUUUUAUUGUAUUUAAAUCGCAUAAAUAUGCCAUAAUAUUUUAUUAUAAAAUGAUACUAUACUUUUGUUUGUAUAUUUAAGCCGCAAUUUGUUUUAGGGACGAAUUACACAUAAUUGAUGAACUGUAUUAAUAACAUAAUCUUCGCAUAGAA
This is a messenger RNA of Osmia bicornis bicornis, 1706 nucleotides long. Its product is annotated as RRP15-like protein. The record is from RefSeq and is a predicted model, not a curated record. Gene Ontology annotation, biological process: maturation of 5.8S rRNA; maturation of LSU-rRNA. Gene Ontology annotation, cellular component: preribosome, large subunit precursor. Lineage: Eukaryota; Metazoa; Arthropoda; Insecta; Hymenoptera; Megachilidae.